Molecule: messenger RNA, 975 nt
Organism: Phytophthora infestans T30-4
Lineage: Eukaryota; Oomycota; Peronosporomycetes; Peronosporales; Peronosporaceae
Product: inositol 2-dehydrogenase, putative
Exons: 3
Coding region: 1-975 (324 amino acids)
Biological process (GO): NADPH regeneration
Cellular component (GO): cytoplasm
Molecular function (GO): nucleotide binding; oxidoreductase activity
Source: RefSeq, a predicted model, not a curated record
AUGCUCAACUCGAACCUGACCAAGCCCCUGCGUGUGGGUCUCAUUGGCGCUGGUCGCAUCGGCAAAGUGCACGCGCAGAGUCUACAGCGCGCCGGAGCCGUCAUCGUCACUAUCGCUGACCCCGUGGGUGACGUGGCAGAGACUGUAGCUGCACAGUUCGGUAUCGCGCACUGGACCAAGAAUGCGUCCGACGUCUUCAUUGCCGACAUUGACGCCGUCGUCGUCUGCUCCCCAACUGCCCUGCACGCCGAGCAGAUUAUCGAGGCGGCGAAGCACAACAAGCAUAUCUUUUGCGAAAAGCCUGUAGACUUCAGCGUCGAUGUCGUCAAUAAGGCUAUCAAGGCGAUUUGCUCCAACUUUGCCCGCAUCAAGCAGGCCAUCGACCACGACGAGAUCGGCAAGGUAAACAUGCUACGCAUUACCAGCCGCGAUCCCGGGGCUCCGCCAAUUGAGUACGUCAAGGUGUCCGGCGGACUCUUCCGUGAUAUGACAAUCCACGAUUUCGACAUGGCUCGCUUCCUGGUGGGCGACGAGGUAGACGAGGUCUACGCAAUGGCACAAAGCAUCAACCCUGAUAUUGCAGCAGCGGGCGACAUCGACACGGCCGUGGUGCUGCUCAAGUUCCGCAACGGAGUGAUCUGCUACAUCGAGAACAGUCGUGAAGCAGCAUACGGCUACGACCAACGCGUGGAGGCGCUUGGAUCCAAGGGCUCCGUGGCGUGUGACAACAAGCAUUCGAAUCAGGUGGUGAUCUCAACGAAUGAGAGUGUGCGUCGCGACUUGCCACUGCAUUUCUUCCUGGAGCGCUACAUGGACGCUUAUGUUGCGGAGAUGGAGGCGUUCAUCCGUGUGUGCACGACGGGUGCACCUGUUCCUGUGGGCGGUGACGCUGGUCGUGAGGCUCUGUUGUUGGCUCUUGCUGCAAAUAAGUCUCUUGCUGAGAACCGCCCUGUGAAGGUCGACGAGCUGCGGUAG